Aspergillus campestris IBT 28561 is the source of this 1437-nucleotide messenger RNA. Its product is annotated as phosphoserine phosphatase SerB. Gene Ontology annotation, cellular component: cytoplasm. The record is from RefSeq and is a predicted model, not a curated record. Gene Ontology annotation, molecular function: L-phosphoserine phosphatase activity; magnesium ion binding. NCBI's taxonomy places the organism in Eukaryota, Fungi, Ascomycota, Eurotiomycetes, Eurotiales, Aspergillaceae. The coding region runs from base 1 to 1437 and encodes 478 amino acids. Gene Ontology annotation, biological process: dephosphorylation; L-serine biosynthetic process. The transcript is spliced from 3 exons.
AUGGCUGCCUCCAACCCCACUACGGCGGCUCGUCCCCAGCGCCCGAUGUUGCAACAUACCUUGUCCAGCAAUUCCUUCAUCCUCGACCACCAACAGUACAAACCCGGGGUUCCUAUUACUCAAACGAUCAGCAAUGUGCUGGAUCAGCCUAACGAUGCGGCGUUGGCCUCGUUGUCGCUGAACAACUACAACCCGGUCAGCCCCGACCCCGAUCGCGUCACCGAGACCGGCGUCACGCAUAGUAUCUUUGGCCACCACGACAACCCUCUGCCUCAUGAUACGCCGCAGCUGGUCGCGACCAUCUUCUACAAGUCCUCCAACCCCAUCCACCCUCAUCUGCACCCGGAUUCCUCGCGCAAUGUGCGGUCCGGUGAUAAGCUUCCGUCCCCGAUGGUUCCCGUGGGCUCCGCCCCCACGGUAGACAUGGAGAAGAUUCCACGGGAGCCCCCUGCGCCAGAGCCUGAACCCCUCGACCAUCUGUAUGGGCCCUUCGUCUCGCAGCUGUGCUUGACGAAUUUCCUCCAGAUUAUCGAAUCUCUCCCGACCCCCUACCAGCGCAUGAACACCUCGCACCGCUGCCUCGACAAGCACGACCAGCCCCGGGUCGUGGAAGUGACCUUUUCCCCGCCCCCGAACCCCGACUAUCUCACCUUCACCGACCUGCGCAAGCACGAGAGCAUAUGGCGCUUCGAGCGCGAGUGGAAUGUGGAGGUGGUGCUGCAGAAGGAGAGCGUGUUCCGCCGGCACAAGCGCCUGGUGGUGUUCGACAUGGACAGCACGUUGAUCCAAAACGAGGUGAUCGAUGAGAUCGCCCGGUUCAUCGGUGUAGAAAAGCAAGUUUCGGAAAUCACCGAACGAGCCAUGAACGGUGAAAUCGACUUCUCCGAAUCGCUGCGAGAGCGUGUCGGUCUGCUCAACGGCGUUCCCGCGGACGUGUUCGAGAAGCUGAAGUCGGUACUGACCAUCUCUCCUGGUGCUCGGGAGCUCUGCAAGAGCUUGAAGAGCCUGGGUUGCAAGUUGGCCGUUUUGAGUGGAGGAUUCCAGCCGCUGGCCGAGUGGCUGGCCGAGGAGCUGGGCAUCGAUUACGCUCGCGCCAACCAUCUCGAAAUCGACCCCGUCACCCAGACCCUCACGGGCAAACUGGUCCCGACGUACCCCAUCAUUGACGCCGAGCAGAAGCGCUCGAUCCUCAAGUCCCUCGCAGCGGAACACAACAUUCCCAUUUCCCAGACGGUGGCUGUCGGCGACGGCGCCAACGACCUUCUCAUGCUGCACGCCGCCGGCCUGGGGGUCGCCUGGCGCGCCAAGAGCAUGGUCCAGCUGAAGGCACCGACCCGUCUGAACGGGGACAGCCUCCUGGACGUCCUCUACCUCCUGGGCAUGACCAAGGGUGACAUCAACGAGUUGACCAACGACUCGACAGACGGUCUGGCAUGA